Messenger RNA from Scatophagus argus, 2396 nucleotides. It is a transcript of the gene rab5c, whose product is annotated as RAB5C, member RAS oncogene family. NCBI's taxonomy places the organism in Eukaryota, Metazoa, Chordata, Actinopteri, Scatophagidae. Gene Ontology annotation, molecular function: GTPase activity; GTP binding. The transcript is spliced from 6 exons. The record is from RefSeq and is a predicted model, not a curated record. Bases 336 to 998 code for a protein of 220 amino acids.
UUGUCAUUGGUCAGACAACCACUGACAAAAAGUGGGACGUUCCCGGAAAAAAACGCUAACCGGAAGGGAAGGCCAGAGCCCAAGAAGAAGAAGAAGGCGAAGAAGAAGAUAGCUGUCGCCGAUGAGACCAACCAAAGAAGAAAAAGUAUUGUCCCACUGGUGAGGUCUCCUCUUCCUCUGGCUCAUCUGUUUGCCUGAUCUGCCCCCCCCUUCCCCUUCCUGCUAGGUCAGCCUCACCCAGGCCUCACCAGCCCCUUCACCAAUCCCAGGCCUAAAGUCAUCCAGACUUCUUCACUCCUCACCCGACUUCUUCUCCCAGUGUUCAGCGCUGCGCUAUGGCAGGGCGAGGUGGAACUGCACGGACCAACGGCACGGCAGCGGGCAGCAAGAUCUGCCAGUUUAAGUUAGUGCUGUUGGGGGAAUCAGCGGUGGGAAAGUCCAGCUUGGUUCUGCGCUUUGUCAAAGGCCAGUUCCACGAGUACCAGGAGAGCACCAUCGGAGCUGCCUUCCUCACACAGACGGUAUGUCUGGAUGACACAACGGUCAAGUUCGAGAUCUGGGACACCGCAGGGCAGGAACGGUACCACAGCUUGGCACCCAUGUACUACAGGGGAGCCCAGGCUGCCAUCGUGGUCUAUGACAUCACCAACACAGAUACGUUCACACGUGCAAAGAAUUGGGUGAAGGAGCUGCAGCGACAAGCCAGCCCGAAUAUUGUUAUUGCACUGGCAGGAAACAAAGCGGAUCUGUCCAACAAGAGAGCUGUAGAUUUCCAGGAAGCACAAGCGUAUGCAGAUGACAACAGUUUGCUCUUCAUGGAAACUUCAGCCAAGACUGCCAUGAAUGUCAAUGAGAUUUUUAUGGCGAUUGCCAAGAAGCUUCCUAAGAACGAGCCUCAGGGCGGAGCAGGCGGCGGUGGACGAGCCAGAGGCGGCGUGGACCUGCAGGAAGCCGCACCACAGGGCAGAAGUGGCCAGUGCUGUGGGGGCGGGAACUAACUAACCAACACAAAAGAGAGUCAGCUGAUCCAACCAAUCUACAGCUUCAAUCAACCAGACCAGAUAUUAGCCAGCUGUCAAACAUCGUCCCAUUGGUCACACCAAACCACGGUUGGACCAACUACCCUACGAGCAACACGGCACCAAUAAACUGUUUGGCAAACGAGUGGCCAGUAAACUGCCAGACCCCAGUGACGGUUCCAAGUGAUGAAUCAACCCACAGGCUUAUUCAUAGAAUCAUGUUUUAACUCCAGGACUUGCCAAUCCAUGACCUCUCUAUUGAUGAUGGACGCUUGACGUCACCUUAGGGGAAGUAAAAUGUCCCAUUCAUGGAGGAAAAAGAAGAAGAAGAAGAAAGAUCUGUCAUUACCAGUGGCUCUUAAUAAGGCCAUCUUGCUCACUUUUGUUUCUGUAUUUGUGUAGAGGGAAAAAAAUAAUGCAACAAGAAGGAAUAUAAACAGGCUCAUUGGUCCUGUCCUUUCUCUUCUGCCCCUGCUUUUCCAUGCACCACUCAUUUGUGAAGUAUUUCCAUCAUGGUUUCAUAACACUGUUUAAAAGCCCGGCCCAGGUGUUUGCAGGAAUCCUUCACUUGCUGUCUUGUUCCUGGUUAGCUUCCGGGAAAAGAUGAAGAGCAGAGGUUCGUAACGGAUGGAACGAGAAUGGACAGAAAUUUCCUCCUUGAUUGAGCUGUGUAGAUUGAAUUAUUACAUUGUCAUUGUUAUCACUAUUAUUAAUACUGCAACUUCUUUUGACACAGGCUGUUCAGUAUGAUUUUAAAGCCUAGACUUUAAGGUUUCACAGUCAUCCAUCUAUGCUAUCAAACCAUAUACAGUAAAUAGUACUUUAAUAACAAUGUCACCCACUAGUAAUUUAAGCAUUAAUGUAAUGUUUUUGAAAUCAUGAGUGUACAAUUACAAAUACAUCAAGUAAGAUUUGUUUCCUUGACCAAAAUCACAACUGUGUAUUGACAACAUUGCUGUAUUUGUAUCAGACUUUUCAAGUUUAUAAUCAAUCAGUAGUCACUGUCAAAAAAAUAUUUUCCCAAUCUCUACAUGAGGAUUUGUUAACCUUAAUAAUUUCGUUGUUUUUUUUUUUUAAUGUCUUAAUUUUUUUCUGAAGAUCUAUGGUAUUAAAUGCACUGGUUCUGCCUCAUCAUCUUUGUGAAUUGAGAUGUUAUCCAUCAGCUUCCUUUACUUUUUAUUUUCUCUCUUUUUGUUUUUACUGUUCAUAUCAGGGAGGGUUUGCUUUCAAAGGCGUUGUCGUCCUGUUAAUGGCAUCAACAACUAGCACAACAGUACCUGAACAGCAGGCACCGCUGCUAGGUGGGGGUGGUGGGGUUAUGGGUAGAGAAAGAAGGAAAGAAAAAAUGUAAUUUUACCAAUAAACAAGGGGAAGUUA